AUGCAAUGCCUGCAAAGCACGGUUUGGAAGUCAUGCAUCAUUGCAACGCCAUGCUUUGCAUCAGCACCAAAGGAUCCUAUUUAUUGUGUCGAUCUAAUACAUGGUAUAUAUUUUACUGCAAAAGAAAAAAUUGGACAAAGGGCACCAAUCCAUCUUCGUAAAUCUAUCACUGCACAAGUUAUUGUUUGUGAAUCAGAACAUUGUAUGGAGUUUAUGGCCCUUGUUACCAGAAGAGAACAGGAGUAUGUGCUGUUUACCCUUUUUUUGUUUGAUGCACAUGGCUUUUCUGACCGAUUUGUGUACUUUUCAGUGUACACAGGUAAGCAAGUUUAUUGAUGUCGUUUUGGGAGAACUCGUGUUACAUUUUACACCAAAACAGGGGCACUACAGAUCUAA
Molecule: messenger RNA, 396 nt
Organism: Polyodon spathula (Mississippi paddlefish)
Lineage: Eukaryota; Metazoa; Chordata; Actinopteri; Acipenseriformes; Polyodontidae
Exons: 4
Source: RefSeq, a predicted model, not a curated record